GUCCUCCCUAGGGCCUAGCGGGACGCGGCUGCGGUCAGAGGAGCAGGAGGAGGUCCCCCGACAUGCCUGAGGCAAAACCAGCGGCCAAAAAGGCCCCCAAAGGCAAAGAUGCCCCCAAAGGAGCCCCCAAGGAGGCUCCCCCUAAGGAGGCUCCUGCAGAGGCCCCCAAAGAAGCCCCACCCGAGGACCAGUCCCCGACUGCAGAGGAGCCCACCGGCGUUUUCCUGAAGAAGCCGGACUCCGUCUCAGUGGAGACUGGGAAGGACGCAGUGGUCGUGGCCAAGGUGAACGGGAAGGAGCUCCCAGACAAACCGACCAUCAAGUGGUUCAAGGGGAAGUGGCUGGAGCUGGGCAGCAAGAGUGGCGCCCGCUUCUCCUUCAAGGAGUCCCACAACUCCGCCAGCAAUGUGUACACCGUGGAGCUGCACAUUGGGAAGGUGGUACUGGGGGACCGUGGGUAUUACCGCCUCGAGGUCAAAGCCAAGGACACCUGUGACAGCUGUGGCUUCAACAUCGAUGUGGAGGCACCCCGUCAGGAUGCCUCUGGGCAGAGUCUAGAAAGCUUCAAGCGUACGAGUGAAAAGAAGUCGGAUACUGCAGGUGAGCUGGAUUUCAGUGGCCUGUUGAAGAAGAGGGAGGUGGUGGAGGAGGAGAAGAAGAAGAAAAAGAAAGAUGACGAUGACCUAGGCAUCCCCCCGGAGAUUUGGGAGCUCCUGAAAGGGGCAAAGAAGAGCGAGUACGAGAAAAUCGCCUUCCAGUAUGGCAUCACCGACCUCCGGGGCAUGCUGAAGCGGCUGAAAAAGGCUAAGGUCGAGGUCAAGAAGAGUGCAGCAUUCACAAAGAAGCUGGAUCCAGCCUACCAAGUGGACAGAGGCAACAAGAUCAAGUUGAUGGUAGAGAUCAGCGACCCAGACCUGACCCUCAAGUGGUUCAAGAACGGCCAGGAGAUCAAACCAAGCAGCAAGUACGUGUUUGAGAACGUUGGUAAGAAGCGAAUUCUUACCAUCAACAAGUGCACGCUGGCGGAUGACGCUGCCUAUGAAGUAGCUGUCAAGGAUGAGAAGUGUUUCACCGAGCUCUUCGUCAAAGAACCUCCAGUCCUAAUUGUCACACCUCUUGAGGACCAGCAGGUGUUUGUGGGUGACCGGGUGGAAAUGGCAGUGGAGGUGUCAGAAGAGGGUGCCCAGGUGAUGUGGAUGAAAGAUGGUGUGGAACUGACUCGGGAGGAUUCCUUCAAGGCCCGGUACCGCUUCAAGAAGGACGGGAAGCGCCACAUCCUCAUCUUCUCAGACGUGGUCCAGGAGGACAGGGGUCGCUAUCAGGUCAUAACCAAUGGCGGCCAGUGUGAGGCCGAGCUGAUUGUGGAAGAGAAACAGCUGGAGGUCCUGCAGGACAUCGCGGAUCUGACGGUGAAGGCCUCAGAACAAGCUGUGUUCAAGUGCGAGGUGUCUGAUGAGAAAGUGACGGGCAAGUGGUAUAAGAAUGGGGUCGAGGUGCGGCCCAGCAAGAGGAUCACCAUUUCCCAUGUAGGCAGGUUCCACAAGCUGGUGAUCGAUGACGUCCGCCCCGAGGAUGAGGGAGACUACACGUUUGUGCCUGACGGCUACGCCCUGUCGCUCUCGGCCAAGCUCAACUUCCUGGAAAUCAAGGUGGAGUACGUUCCCAAGCAAGAGCCACCAAAGAUCCACUUGGAUUGCUCGGGGAAGACCUCAGAGAAUGCGAUUGUGGUUGUGGCUGGAAACAAGCUGAGGCUUGACGUGUCCAUCACAGGGGAGCCCCCUCCCGUCGCUACCUGGCUGAAGGGAGAUGAGGUAUUCACGACCACCGAGGGCAGGACCCGCAUCGAGAAGCGGGUGGACUGCAGCAGCUUUGUGAUUGAGAGUGCGCAGCGGGAAGACGAGGGCCGCUACACCAUCAAGGUCACCAACCCCGUCGGCGAGGACGUGGCUUCCAUCUUCCUGCAAGUUGUAGAUGUCCCAGACCCCCCGGAGGCUGUGCGCAUCACCUCGGUUGGAGAGGAUUGGGCCAUCCUUGUCUGGGAGCCACCAAUGUACGAUGGGGGGAAGCCAGUCACCGGGUACCUCGUAGAGCGGAAGAAGAAGGGCUCUCAGCGCUGGAUGAAGCUGAACUUUGAGGUCUUCACAGAGACCACCUAUGAGUCCACCAAGAUGAUCGAGGGCAUCCUCUAUGAGAUGCGUGUCUUCGCCGUCAAUGCUAUAGGGGUCUCCCAGCCCAGCAUGAACACCAAGCCUUUUAUGCCUAUUGCACCCACGAGUGAACCCCUGCACCUGAUAGUGGAGGAUGUGACAGACACCACCACCACACUCAAGUGGAGGCCUCCGAACAGGAUCGGGGCAGGUGGCAUCGAUGGGUACCUGGUGGAGUACUGCCUGGAAGGCUCCGAGGAAUGGGUCCCUGCCAACACCGAGCCCGUGGAGCGCUGUGGCUUCACCGUCAAGAAUCUCCCGACCGGAGCCAGAAUCCUCUUCCGAGUAGUUGGGGUCAACAUCGCGGGGCGCAGCGAGCCGGCCACCCUGGCCCAGCCGGUCACCAUCAGGGAGAUUGCGGAGCCACCCAAGAUCCGGCUUCCCCGCCAUCUCCGCCAGACCUACAUCCGCAAAGUGGGCGAGCAGCUCAACCUUGUCGUCCCCUUCCAGGGAAAGCCCCGGCCCCAGGUGGUGUGGACCAAGGGCGGGGCCCCGCUGGACACCUCCCGCGUGCACGUGCGGACCAGCGACUUCGACACCGUGUUCUUCGUGCGCCAGGCGGCCCGCUCCGACUCCGGGGAGUACGAGCUGAGCGUGCAGAUCGAGAACAUGAAGGACACCGCCACCAUCCGCAUCCGCGUUGUGGAAAAGGCUGGGCCCCCCAUAAACGUGAUGGUGAAGGAGGUGUGGGGCACGAACGCGCUGGUGGAGUGGCAGGCCCCCAAAGAUGAUGGGAACAGUGAGAUCAUGGGGUAUUUCGUCCAGAAAGCAGACAAAAAAACCAUGGAGUGGUUCAACGUCUAUGAACGUAACAGGCACACUAGCUGUACUGUGUCCGACCUUAUCGUGGGCAAUGAAUACUAUUUCCGAGUUUACACCGAGAACAUCUGUGGGCUCAGUGACUCACCUGGUGUCUCCAAGAACACGGCCCGCAUCCUCAAGACAGGAAUCACCUUCAAACCGUUCGAGUAUAAGGAGCAUGACUUCCGGAUGGCUCCCAAGUUCCUGACACCUCUCAUAGACCGCGUGGUCGUGGCUGGGUACUCGGCAGCCCUCAACUGUGCUGUCAGAGGCCACCCGAAGCCGAAGGUGGUCUGGAUGAAGAACAAGAUGGAAAUCCGUGAAGAUCCCAAGUUCCUGAUAACCAAUUACCAAGGAGUCCUGACGCUGAACAUCCGUCGCCCCUCGCCCUUCGACGCUGGGACUUACACCUGCCGGGCCGUCAACGAGCUGGGCGAGGCGCUGGCUGAGUGCAAGCUGGAGGUCCGAGUGCCGCAGUGAGACCUGUCCCCUACCUGCCAAGACAAUUGGUGGUGGAGUCCUGACCCCAAUCCCCAACCUCCCAGGACUGUGUUCUUUCUGGAGUUUUCGCUGAGAACAAAACAGUGUUGUCUGGA
Molecule: messenger RNA, 3604 nt
Organism: Homo sapiens (human)
Lineage: Eukaryota; Metazoa; Chordata; Mammalia; Primates; Hominidae
Gene: MYBPC2
Product: myosin binding protein C2
Exons: 28
Coding region: 63-3488 (1141 amino acids)
Source: RefSeq, marked reviewed